AUGGGUUUUGGCGAUUUCGAUUCGUUAUGCGAGAAGGCUCCUUUGCCGCUCUGCUCCCUGGUGGGUCCACCAUCUUCAAUAUCGGGCUCGACGGGCAUCAUACCAAACUGUUAUGCGCGAAACAUUGAACUGGCCAAUACCAUCAUCUUCGAAGGGGCCUCCUGCUUCCUGCACAUCAUCGCGCUGGGGAUGACCGUGAUUAUGAUUUUGCAUAUCCGGUCCAAGUUCACUGCUGUUGGUCGCAAAGAAAUUAUUACGUUCUUUUACAUUUAUAUGGCUCUGACCCUAUGUUCCCUGAUCCUUGAUGCAGGGGUUGUUCCACCUGGAAGUAGCCCAUUUCCAUACUUUGCAGCAGUGCAAAAUGGGCUGGCGUCGGCGCUAUGCACAUCCCUGCUCAUCAACGGAUUUGUUGGUUUCCAACUCUACGAAGACGGAACAAUCCUUUCAGUCUGGCUUCUUCGGCUUUCUUCCGCGGCGAUGUUUGUCAUCUCUUUCCUUGUCUCUCUCGCGACCUUCAAGUCAUGGGGAGGCCUGGGUCCCACUAACACAGUUGGCAUGUUUGUCGUUCUGUAUAUCCUGAACGCCAUCUGCAUCGCCGUGUAUCUGGUAAUGUCACUGUUACUGGUAAUGAACACCCUUGAGGACCGCUGGCCUCUCGGUCACAUCGCUUUUGGUCUUGUGGUCUUCAUCUGUGGUCAGGUGCUCCUUUACGCAUUCAGUGACACCAUCUGCGAUAGCGUGCAACAUUACAUGGACGGUCUUUUCUUCGCCACGUUCUGUAACCUCUUGGCGGUCAUGAUGGUGUACAAGUUCUGGGACUACAUUACGAAAGAAGAUCUCGAGUUUUCCGUCGGGAUCAAGCCCAACACUUGGGAGGUCAAGGAACUCCUCCCGGAUGAGGAUCGCCGGCAGACAGGUUACUACGCUGAUGCAAAUUCGGAGUAUGCCGGGAGCAUGUAUCAUCAUCGGACGUCGACCUAUCACGGCCAUAACUAG
Messenger RNA from Aspergillus niger, 996 nucleotides. RefSeq lists its product as uncharacterized. The record is from RefSeq and is a predicted model, not a curated record. The transcript is spliced from 3 exons. Gene Ontology annotation, biological process: protein folding. NCBI's taxonomy places the organism in Eukaryota, Fungi, Ascomycota, Eurotiomycetes, Eurotiales, Aspergillaceae. Gene Ontology annotation, cellular component: endoplasmic reticulum membrane. The coding region runs from base 1 to 996 and encodes 331 amino acids.